This is a messenger RNA of Triticum dicoccoides, 1038 nucleotides long. RefSeq lists its product as uncharacterized. The transcript has a single exon. NCBI's taxonomy places the organism in Eukaryota, Viridiplantae, Streptophyta, Magnoliopsida, Poales, Poaceae. Bases 67 to 846 code for a protein of 259 amino acids. The record is from RefSeq and is a predicted model, not a curated record.
CAUACCACCGAUCUCCACCGAACAAAGUAGGCACCUAGACACGGUUCGCGCCCCCUCCCUCCCUCGAUGGCGACCGCCGCUUCGUCGAGCAGGGUGGCCGCGGUGGCGGAGCACGACGACAAGAACGAGCCGGCGAGGCCCCUGGCCAUCCCUCACCCGUACGCCCACCCGGCCGCCAGCGACGUGGACGAGGCGGCGCAGACGGCGACGGGGUGGCGCUCCGUGCAGUACCUCCGGAAGAGGCGCCGCUGCCUGCUCUGCUGCGGCGGCUGCUGCGUGGCCACCGCGGUCAUCGUCGGCAUCCUCAUCCUCGCGCUCUCGCUCACCGUGUUCAAGGUCAAGGACCCGCGCCUCACCAUGAACGGCGUCUCCCUCGCCGCCCUCAGGUCCGGCCCCGGCACGGGGCUCGCCGACCCCGUCGCCACCAACGCCACGCUCACCGCCGACGUCUCGAUCGAGAACGACAACAUCGCGUCGUUCCGGUUCUCCCCGAGCGCCACGGAGGUGUACCUCGACGGGCGGACGGUGAGCGUCGCGUACGUGCCCGGCGGCCGCGUCGGCGCCCACGGGAGCGUGCGCAUGAACGUGACGGUGGACAUCCUCGCCGACCGGCUGUCGCAGGCGGUCAACGCCACCGGCCUGCUGCUCGGCCAGCAGUACAACCUGACGACGUACACGGAGAUGGACGGCACGGUGAAGGUGCUGGGGAUCUACAAGAAGGAUCUCGAGAUCAGGAUGAACUGCUCCAUCACCGUGGAGGUAGGGGGCUUCGCCGGCGUGCUCGUGUCCGGGGUCCCGGCCGGCGUGCACACCAACGGCGUGAACUGCGUCGCACAUGUGAGCUGAUUAGAGGGUGCCUCGCCACUUACUUCCUCCGUCUCAUAAUGUAAAACAUGUUUUUUAACACUAUAUAGUAUCAAAAAAUGUCUUACAUUAUUGGACGGAAGGAGUAGAUGAUGGUUUUCAAGAUGUUGCUUCCAUUUUGGUAUACUUUGCACUAGUACGUCGCGUGUACAUUCUAGUCUUGCUGUAGGUAUA